AAGCAUAACAGUGUAUCUUUCCCGAAAUAAGGAUGUGGAUUUACCCGUAGAUUUGGACGUAAAAUCCGAGGAAAUCUGGACCAUCUGAUUGAUUUCACUGAUUCUUAUCAGAGAGGACUCCUAAUAAUCGUCCUCUGGUUGUCGCUUCAACAUAAUGAAACGCUCUGGUGCGGAACCUCAGGAGAGUGCAUUCCCGCAGCAGCGAGUCAAUACAACGGUGCCUGUUGAGAGGGUAAUUGGCAGCCAACGUAUCCCAUUGCCUUCAUCUGUCCCCGUCUUCGAGCAGGCAGUACAACCCGAGAACAUGGCCAGUGGUUUACAUUAUCAACCUAUGCCUGGAUAUUCUGUGCCACCAGUAGGUCAGCCUGUCAGCCAUCACGGUGGGGUACACCAUCCACCAAACCAUCCCCAUCCACACGCUGCAUCCCAACAGGCUGCAACUCACCAACAAACCAUCCAUCAGGCUCAAGCACAGUCACAGGCACAAGUUGCUCAGGUACAAGGCCAACAGCAGCAGCAACAACAACAGCAGCAGCAACAACAACAACAGCAGCAGCAGCAACAACAAUAUCAGAGGCUGAAAGUUGAGGAUGCUUUGUCAUAUCUCGACCAGGUCAAGCUUCAGUUUGGAAGCCAACCUCAAGUCUAUAAUGACUUCCUUGACAUCAUGAAAGAAUUCAAAUCACAAAGCAUUGAUACCCCUGGUGUUAUCAAUCGAGUUUCCAACCUCUUCAAAGGACAUCCAGAUCUUAUUGUUGGUUUCAACACUUUCUUGCCUCCUGGAUACAAGAUAGAGGUUCAAGCGAAUGACCCCUCACAGAUUAAUGUCAGCACACCUGGAAACCCAAUACCAAAGCUUCUGACAGUGACGGGCUUACACCCCAACAAUACACCAUCCUCUGGGCCAGCCAGCAGUCAUGGGUCGGUGGUUCAAACCCAGACUCCAGGACCACCUACACAGAGCUCCCAACCGCAAGUGGUGACACAACCAGCCAAGCAAGCCACAGGAACAUAUGGACAGGCCAGUAUUUCAAAGGCGAAUCUCCAUCAGAUGGCGAGUGCCGUUCCCAUUCAGAACCAAGCUGCAGCUGGAGGACAUACCUACUCCCAACCCCCUCCCCCUGCUGCCCAGACGAGCCCACAACAGUCACAGAUAGGACAUGUUGCUACUGGAGGUGGUGGGGGAGGAGGAGGGGGCGGUGGAGGUGGUGGAGGUGGGAGUGGUGGUGCGGGUCAGCCAGUAGAGUUUAAUCAUGCUAUAACUUACGUCAACAAAAUUAAGAACCGGUUUCAAAACCAGCCUGAAAUCUACAAAGCCUUCCUGGGCAUCUUGCACACCUACCAGAAGGAGCAACGGAUCGUCAAGGAAUCCGGUGGCACCUACCAACCUUCCCUAUCAGAAACGCAAGUCUUCAGUCAGGUGUCCAAGCUGUUUGAAAACCAAGAGGAUCUCCUCAAGGAGUUUGGGCAUUUCUUGCCCGAUGCGAAUGGUGCGGCUGGAUUAGCAUCCUCCUUUGGACUAGGAAGGGACAAUCUCUCCAGAAUCCUUGUGCAAACUGAACACGCAGAAACGAAGAAACCACGCCAGACGCCUAAACACAGCAGUCAAGUGAAAAGACAAGGACAAGGAGCACAUCAUCCAAGCAAGAAAAUCAAGAUUGGUCCAACAAAAGACAUUUCUCUUGAUGAAGCAGGCAAACAUGGAAGCCUUAGUGAAUUUGCUUUCUUUGAUAAGGUGAGAAAAGCACUGAAUAGUCAGCAGGUCUAUGACAACUUUCUUCGGUGUUUGGUUCUCUUCAAUCAAGAAAUCAUUUCGAGAGCAGAAUUGGUACAGCUUGUCAACCCAUUCCUCGGUAAAUUUCCCGAGCUGUACCGCUGGUUCAAGGAGUUCCUCGGCUACAAAGAAUCAGACAAAAUCGAGCCUCCUCACCAGCCCAAAGAAAGAUCCCAGGGAGAAUUAUAUACUGAAAUAGAUUUCUCCAAUUGCAAGCGUUGUGGAGCGAGCUACAGGGCUCUCCCUAAGAGCUACCAACAGCCAAAGUGCGGCGGAAGAACGGGUUUGUGUAACCAGGUCAUCAAUGACACAUGGGUCUCCUUCCCUUCAUGGUCAGAAGAUUCUACAUUUGUUGCUUCCAGGAAAACUCAGUAUGAAGAGCACAUCUAUAGAUGUGAGGAUGAGAGAUAUGAGUUGGAUAUAGUGAUAGAAAUCAACUCACACACCAUCCGAGUACUGGAACAUGUGUCCAAGAAACUCUCCAGAAUGUCUCCAGAGGAAUCCUCCAAGUUCAGACUAGACAACUCCUUGGGUGGCACAUCAGAAGUUAUUCACAGGAAAGCCAUUCAGAGGAUAUAUGGAGACAAAUCACCAGACAUUAUUGAAGGCUUGAAGAAAAAUCCUGCUGUUGCAGUUCCCCUUGUUCUCAAGAGGUUAAAACUGAAAGAGGAUGAAUGGAGGGAGGCACAGCGGAAUUUCAACAAGAUCUGGAGAGAACAGAAUGAGAAGUACUACCUCAAGUCCCUGGACCACCAGGGACUCAACUUCAAACAAAACGAUGUCAAGGCACUCAGGUCAAAAAGUUUGUUGAACGAGAUCGAGGCAAUAUUCUACGAGAGACAAGAAGGUUUAGGUACUGGAGAGAAUGGAGCAGGGUUAUGUGGACCUCAUCUAUCUCUACCCUUCAUGAAUAGGCAGUUCAUGGAGGAUGCCUCAUCACUCAUCAUACAUCAUACCAAGAGACAAACAGGAAUCCACAAGACAGAGAAGCAGAAGAUCAAGCAGCUCUUACUCCAUUUCUUGCCAGACCUUACCUUUGAGGAACGAGGAGAGCUAUCAGAUGACGAGGAUGAAGAUGAAGAUAUGGAUACAGAUGAAGGGGACCAGUGUUCAAGAAAGGAUGUUGCUGCUGCUGACACUAAGAAAUCUAAAUUUGUCAAUGGGCCCCUUGAGAGGGUCAUUUGGGAAGCACCCGACUCGUAUCGUAUGUUCUUUGUGAACAACAACUGGUAUCUGUUCUUGAGGCUGUACCACAUCCUGUGUGAAAGACUUGAGAAGAUGAAGAAGAGGUGUGAGGUAAUCAUGGAAACAGAAGGAGGCCUGAACAGGAGAGCUGCCAAGGAAUCAACAGCUUUAGCAUUGGGAUUGAAACAACCACAAAUGGAUCCAAGUGAGUACUAUAACACAUUGCUGGAUCUGAUCCGAAGUCUCUUAGAUAACAAUAUUGAGAGUGGUACCUAUGAAGACCAGCUGAGAGAGAUGUUUGGUAUCCAUGCGUACAUGGCCUUCACUCUGGAUAAGGUUGUCAGCAAUACAGUGAGACAGCUUCAGCACAUAGUGACAGAAGAUACGUGCAUGCAGGUCACAGAUUUGUUUGUGAAUGAGAUCAAGUCAGGUGGAACAGGAGGCAGUCUUGCUUCCAUGCCAGUCAGAGCAAACGCUGAAGCGUUGUAUCAGCGGAAAGCAGAGCAGCUUCUAUCGGAAGAAAACUGCUUCAAGAUCACCUAUGCCAAGUCUGAUCGUAAGCUGUGCAUCGAGCUGUUAGACACAGAAGAAGAUCCCAGUGACGAUCCUAUGGAGGUCGAUAAGUGGGUGGACUAUGUGGAGAAGUUUGUCCUUUCUGAAAGCAUCUCACCAGAACUCAGGGAACAGCUCACCAAGAAACCGGUCUUUCUACCAAGGAGCUUACGAAAGACUCGCCAGCAGUCACCCGAAGAGGACAGAGAUACCUGCCCGACGGACUUCAUCUCUCACAUCCUGGCAUCGGCCUCGGCGCAAGAAUCUGCCACGCCCCCUUCCCAAGAGGAAACGGACACCCAUCACUGUGAGGAGAUGCUGAAACAGAAUGACAAUUCACAGGACACAGACUCUAGCACGGAGACCAAGUCGACCGGUGAUCCCAACGGGAAACCCAUGGACAGUAUUCUUGGCGGUGCCACCCUCAAGGAUGGCAGGAAGAUACUGUCGAAGGUGGUGACCAAGGGUGAUAAGAAGACCGAAGGCAGGGUUGUGGUGGGCGGUGUGAUGAAUCCAUUGGAAGGUGUUGACAUGGUGAAUAACAUGGAAUGCAAGUUCAACCUCAACUCCUACAAGAUGGUUUAUGUCGUCAACUCGGAGGAUUACAUGUACAGAAGAACCUCAAUCACCAAGGCAAAACAGGCCCAUCCGAAGGUCACUGCCAGGUUAUCAGGUCGCUUCCACGAAUGGGUGGACAAGUGGAGAGAGGCGAACGUCGGUGAUUCCGAGGAGGAGGCAGUCGAGAAGUGGUUCAUGGGCGAAGGAGAGAACCUGGUGCCGUGUCAGACAGCGAGCUACGAGAUCAAAAGCCCCAACGGAGUACACAGAAAAUUCAAGGUAACAUACCCAAAGAAAUCGCCAGAGGAACCCAGCAAGGAGUCGUGACUGCCGCCCAAUCCCUGCUUGGAACUAUGAACAAUGAUAAAAGCAGGCUGUAUUGAGUUACUUUGAACAUGCAUCAACCGCUGAAUCAGGUGUUAAGAAGGAUCACCACUCCAUGAUACUUCAAGUGUAUUCCCUUAUGAGGUCAUCUUAUCUAUUGAUAUUGUGGAACAGUACAUCACUCUAUGUUUGGAAUUCAUACAAAGAGAUCAACUUAUUAUUAUUUAUAGUAGCCCAAUGAGAUGCUUGCAGUAGCUCAUGCUUCUCUGUCGAGUGCUUGAAUUUUCUUUUUUUUUCAUAUUUGUGCGGAGUGCAGUAACAGAUUUGAGUAUUUAUCAGUGUGGAAAACUGGAAUGGAGACCCCAAUAGCAGAGCCUCAUGCAAAGGUGGCUUGUGGAAUUCCUCUCUGCAAAUUUAUUUACGUGUCAUGUAAACUUUGAAAUUUAGGGUGACUUUAGAGGCCUGACCAAAACAUGUGAUAAGGUCGUAAACCUACACGAAAGGGAAAUUAUGGUCUGUCAUGCCAACAUCAAACUCCUGACAUAUGAUAUUCCUUGUGCCUACAAGGAUCAGUUUUUCCCACGUAAAUGCAGAUUGUCUACUUUUCAGAUUGGUCGGUUUGAUAUCAAGAAAGAGAUGUAUUCUUGUGGGAAACAAGGUGACUGAUGGCUUCAAGUCCUCUCCAUAGGACCUGGUAGUGAAAAUCAUUUGCAUCAAGAACUGGGACAUGUUUCAUAAAGAGUUACAACUGUUGUAACUUUGCCAUUAUGGCAAGUUGGCAACUACCUACCAUGAUAACCUUGAAAUUUGAUUGGCUGCAGAGCCCUGUUGCCAUGGUGGUUGCCAUAAUGGCAAAGUUACAACGGUUGCAACUCUUUAUGAAACGGGCCCCUGAUUCUCAUACCAGUCCCAUUGUUGCGAGCUCAGGAUGUCAAUCCUAACACUAGCAUCAUUACAGGUUUGAUGUUAUGGUUAGUGCUAAUUUUGCACUCACUGCCAGCUUUCAAUAUCAAACUUUAAAAAUGUCAAUGCUUUCCCAAAGGCAGGAAUCAGGCCCCUCCUACUGGCAUCAUUGCAUAGGUUACAAGCCACUGAUUUGGGUUUUUAACCCGAGUUCCCUGUUGAGGAAACCUCUGCUCUAUCACUGAGCAAUCAUCCUAUCAAAUUGUAUUGCUAAUCACCAUUCUAUUUAUAUACACUUAUGGCCAGAUUUGUUGAAUACUUUGCUGCAUAUUUUCUUUUAAAAAGUGUGUAAAAAAGGGCAAUAUACAUUCCAGGUCAGUAUAGGAAUUCCCCAACAUUGAUAUAGUGUGCUUUUCUUUCCCUCACAUCUCUUCAUUUUAUUCCACCCACCCAUCUCCCUUUAUCACUUUGCCUUUCUUCACUAUCAAGUAUAAAUAUAGCUGAUAGUACCUAUUCAAUUGUAUUUAUUUUACCUGUGCAUUGUCAGAUCGAAUGAAUUAUGCCAUAUUCUUCAUUUUACAGAAUUUUUUGCAUAAAUCUGUGUGCAGGGCCUGGGGAGACUGAAUCAAUUCAUUUAAAUGCAGAUCUCAAAUCUGAAUAUGAAUUUGCUGACAUGGCAAGAUAUUUGGUGAGGCGGACAUUCUGUCACGUGAUAUGUAGGAUUUCAAGUCUUAUGAUUGAACAUAAUGUACUCCGUUGGAAUUCAAUCUUGUAUUUAUGCAGGUCACAAAGAUCAAACAACAAUACAGAUUGAGCAUGAAAAUGCCUUAUUUCUCUCUAUUUUCUUCAAAUGGGCUUUGUGUUACUUUUGCAAAAACCACAUAGAAUCAUGAAAGAUAGCGGUUUGUUUUGUAAUUGAGAAUGGUUUAGUUCACAACCAAAACUAUUUGGAGAUGAUAAUGUAAGGCCUUUUUACUGGUAGGAUCUAGUCUUCACCUCAUUCUGAAUAUUAAAGAGAUUUAUUCUUUUUAUAUCCAAGGUCGAAUGGAAGUUGAAUCAGAAUGAAGUUUGAACUGGUACUUACACAUCUGAAAACAUUCAAAUUCAAGACUCACUACACCAAAUUUAUGUUUUUCCUCCCCCCCCCCCCUUCCCUUCUCCCUAUUUUGCACAAUGUAAGGCUGGCUGGCUGUUCUUAGAGCUAAAUAGGUGUUUCAGUCCCAAUUAAUUUCUCAUCUUCCCAAUAGAAAAAGGGAUAAGUUUGACAUAGUAUUGUGUCCCUGGUCAUGUAGCACAAAGACUUGAGAUAGAUCGCAAGUAGAAAAGAAGGUUCCCGAUUGGUUCCUGGUAACAGUUUUGAACAAAAGAUGUAUGGAUCAAUGAUCUUGAUUGGCCAUUGCCAUGAAGCGAUAUUGCAAACCUACUGUGUCGUAGCAUUCUGGGCCCACUAACAUAAAGCUUACCAAUUGAUUGUGGAGCUGAUUUCUAAGAUUGAUUGCAUUGAUUGUGUAUGUUCAAUCACAGGAAUCAGCCUUCUGAUCGAUCACUAAUCUUUGUCUGACAGGGCCCUGGAAUUAUUAUGCUUGCCUCUUUCUAUCUGUGGAUAUGGAUUGUAACUUGGUCAUUGGUGCUGUGUUCCUAUUUAAAUUUCCAAUAAUGAAAUCAUUGCUUUUGUACAAUAUUAAUCUCAGGAUUAAAAUGCUGAAGAUCUGUUUAAAUAGCGCAAGCAUCGCGACUUUUCAUUGCACCCAUUUUGCCAUUGCAUAUUCUAAUAACUCCAACUAACAAUAAUAAAACUGAAUUCAUGCUGUUUUAUAUAACAUGGACCCUUUAUCACAAAGUGUAGCAUUUGAUCAUAGGGCCAAUUUUUAUGCCUGAUUACAUAAACCAUUGUGUGUAAUUAUGUGUACGAAGUAACUGUGUGAUCAAUCGCUUAGCUUUGUGCUUCCGGGGCCCUAUACUUGCCUUUCUUCAUACGGUCAGCUCUACCAGUAUUGUGCAAUGGGGAUUGGGAGAAAGUGUAUUUAGGGAAAGUGUUCAAUGAAUUGUGACAUUAAUUUAUUUUUUCUUCAAUUUGCAUUCACUUGACCCAUGCAUUUAGAACCAACAGAUUCUUUUCUAUUCCAAAAACACAUCGAACCCCAUGUUGUUUCUUUAAAGUGGAAGUUCAUCAUGAUAAUCAGUUUGUUGUAUGAAUACCAGAAAAAUGAUUUUUAAAAUACCGGUGAAGGUUUGAGGAAAAAUCCAUUGAAAAUUAAAGUUUAUUUUGAUUUUUGAGCAGCCCCAUAUUUUAUGUAAUAUAAGAUGCAUAAAUAUCAAUGUUGUAAUGUUUCAUGAUGACUUAAAAUAUGCUCCUUCCAGGAGCAAGAGUGAAAUUAUUUGUCUGUUGAUAUACUUGGGUACAAUAAAAGCCACUUUCAAUUUUUCAAGAAAAUGACAUUUCAUUGAAUUUUAAAUUCACAAUACAUUGAAAGCUGGUUGCAUAUAACGUCACAAAAUAAAAUAAAAAUAUCUAAAAACUUUUUAAAUCUACGAUGGAUGAUACUCGAUGUGAAGCCGAUAUUUGUUAUUAUUUUUCUGCUAUUUUUACAAUAAAGUUUUGUCAGAGUGAACUUCCCCUUUAAAGACAGUAAAGGUGAUUGUGUUGGUCCCACCUGUCAUAAACGGUCUACUUGAGAACCAAGCAUAGUGUGUACAUGUAUGAGAUGUUUAUUAUCUAUGGGUAAAACCGUGUACAAAUGUAAAUUAAACAAAUCAUGUCUAUAUUUACACUUUGAAACUUGGGUGUUGUGUAGAGACAUGUGUGUAUAUGUAUAUAUAUGUAAAUAUAUUUUUUGUAAAAAUAUUUGAAAAGAAAUGAUUAUUCCUGUAGAUACUUAUCAAUACCGAGUUGAUGUAAGUAUAUGGUAUUGUUCUCUUUUAUCAACUGCUACUACUACUUGUGGAAUAAGACCAUUUACAUAUAGCCCUUGUCUUUCUGUACAAACAUUGUUUGUACAGGUACAUGGUAUAUUUUGAAGAUGAGUGGAGAGUAGAUUAUGAUAUUGGUCGAAAGUGACAGGGAAUGGGCCAAAUAGGCUCAUUAGUAGGAGAAUGGAAACACCUGGCAUGCCUUGCACGAGUUAUGGGCUUUGGAAGCUUCUUCAACUGCAACACAAUACAGCUUGAAUAGGACAAUUUAUAAACGAGGGGGUCUUGAUUAUCUGAAUCCUGUUCUGACUGGAGUUAGAUUGGCAAGUGCAAGGUCAUCUAUCAAGGAAUGUUCAUGAACUUGAAACUAGAGUUACGUUAAUUGUAAAUUGGCCAUCAUGGAUUUCAUUUCGCAGCUAAUUUUAUUUGCAUAGAAAAUCAAAAUGAAAUUGCAAGCCAUACAGGUGAACAAAGAGACAAAAAGAAUGCAAGAUUUGGAUAUCAAUUUCGUCAUCCAGUUGCGUGUGGGUCUUGUCCAUUUGUAUUUCAAGAAAAUUUCAAUGAGAAUUUCUUUAUCUUUAUUUCUCAUCCUCCAAUUUCAGAUUACCUAUAUUAUUGUCAAUUAACUGGGUUAUAAUAUAUUUCCAUCUUGGUAGAAUCCUGGAAGGAUUACAUGAAGCAAUGCUUCUGUUCUUUCAAUUCAGGCUGUUAACCAGUCUCAAUGUGAAAAUCUCUCACACCAACAUGCAACAAUGUAUCAAUGUGCAGGUCACAAAUGUUGGCGGUCAAGAAAUUGUACAUGUAUUUCUCCUUGGUCUGUUUCUUUCAUUAUAUUCUCAUUCUUUUUCUUUCUUGUGAUAUUGGAAAUAGGGUUAGCCUUACAAAAAAUAAACCAUAAUUUAUUCAUGCAAUAGCUAUGAAUGCUUCCACUUGGUAAGAGUCGAUUACAUUGGUUGAUAAUUGGAUGUUGUGAUUACAUCCUCUUAUGCAAUAUUUACCGGUACUAGUCUCUGAUGAGACCAUUUUCUUGGCUCCACUUUACGUCUUUUGUCAAACUUCUCAUAUAUGCCAAGUAACGUUGCCUGGACUUGAUUUUGGGAGGUACGUCAUUGUACAUUGCAUGGCCAUUGUUUAUUUGUCCUAGCCAUUAUUUUUCCAGGGCUCGCUGUCACUAGUAUGCACGAUUAUGUGAAAGCGACGAUGCCUCACACACUCUAUUCAUUGUGCAGAAUGUACACGUAUAUCGUACACACGUUUGCAUUCACCAAGCAGGAGAUGGCUACUUGCAUGAGCUAUUGAGGCUCAGGCUCAGUCACCAUAUCCAGGCAACUCUAUCCUCUAUUUUCUCAAAGAACCUAUCCAGAAACUGAUCGUUCACUUACUGCCAUGACAUAACUGUAUUCUGCGACAUCACACACAUUAGCCAGGACAUGCAACCCUCACCUAAUAACUUACGGAAUAGUAACAAAUGUUCCUUCCCAGCUUUAUCUGAAAUGCUUGUGUUGUAUUUUUCUAUGCUCUUCUUUGUUCACCCUGUUACUGCGAUGCAAGGUAUUAUCUGUAAGCUUUUAAAGAAGUAUAUUUGUGUAUUUGUAAAAUCAAUACCAUUUUGAUUUGUGUGAGGAUUAUUAUUACAGUUGUACAGAUGUGUUAUCUGGUCAUUGAUGAAGCCAGGAUACUUGUAAUAAAAUGAUUUGGGGAAAACCAA
Lytechinus pictus (painted urchin) is the source of this 9914-nucleotide messenger RNA. RefSeq names its product paired amphipathic helix protein Sin3a-like. Gene Ontology annotation, molecular function: transcription corepressor activity. Gene Ontology annotation, cellular component: chromatin; Sin3-type complex. Lineage: Eukaryota; Metazoa; Echinodermata; Echinoidea; Temnopleuroida; Toxopneustidae. The transcript is spliced from 25 exons. The coding region runs from base 155 to 4396 and encodes 1413 amino acids. The record is from RefSeq and is a predicted model, not a curated record. Gene Ontology annotation, biological process: negative regulation of transcription by RNA polymerase II.